Messenger RNA from Wallemia ichthyophaga EXF-994, 324 nucleotides. RefSeq lists its product as uncharacterized. Gene Ontology annotation, biological process: translation. The coding region runs from base 1 to 324 and encodes 107 amino acids. NCBI's taxonomy places the organism in Eukaryota, Fungi, Basidiomycota, Wallemiomycetes, Wallemiales, Wallemiaceae. Gene Ontology annotation, cellular component: mitochondrial small ribosomal subunit; ribosome. The record is from RefSeq and is a predicted model, not a curated record. The transcript is spliced from 2 exons. Gene Ontology annotation, molecular function: small ribosomal subunit rRNA binding; structural constituent of ribosome.
AUGCCGCUGUAUAACAUUCUGUGUAUCGCAGCGCAUUAUCCAGAGAUUGCACCGAUCCGCGAGCUUCUGAAGACAACGAGCUCAAUCAUAAACAACGGCAAUGGAGUUAUCAGGAGUGUGGAUUUCUGGGGCACCCAAACGCUGCCAAUGAAGAUGAGAAGACAUCAGGAGAUGCACGACAAGGGCGAUUACAUAAACAUGCAGUUCAUGGGAUCGCCUAGAGUGCUCAACAACCUCAACCAACUCCUCAGAUUAGAUCCGCGAGUCGUUCGAUGGCAGACGAUCAAUCAGGGUGCAAAACUGGAGGAUGUACUGGGGAAAUGA